GAAGCCGCCACGUAAGGAGGGUGGCUUUUGGUGCGAAGUAGGGAAUCAUUUCUCUGUUCGUACACUGCCAUGGGAAAUUUCCGGUAACACGACGAACUCACUGAGUUAUAUUUCGUCGUGACUUAAGCGAGUUAUAUUUAGAAUUUAGACUUAGAAUCUGGAUCUUUCUUCUUCUUCUCUCUCUCUGUAUAGAUCUUGAUCCAUAGCUCUUCGAGGUUAGUAGUGGGAUUUCUUCAUCCGCCAUUACUGUUCGUGGAGUUUUUUUUUGGUAAAAGGGAAUUGCAGAUUCUUUUGGCGGGAACUCGAAACGUUUUGUCUUCCGAAUUGAGCAUUUGGAUCUUGGAAAGGGCAUGGGGGAAUCGGAGAAUUCGAAAGGGUUGAUAUUAGCAGUGGCAUCAAGCGUUUUUAUUGGCACCAGUUUCAUCUUGAAGAAGAAGGGUCUCAAACGAGCUGGUUCUAAUGGCACUCGUGCUGGGGUUGGUGGUUAUACUUACUUAUUAGAGCCUCUAUGGUGGGCGGGCAUGGUGACAAUGAUUAUUGGUGAGGUUGCCAAUUUUGUGGCUUAUGUAUAUGCACCUGCAGUUCUUGUGACCCCACUUGGUGCACUGAGUAUAAUAAUCAGUGCUAUUUUGGCUCACUUCUUGUUGAGGGAACAGCUGCAGAAAAUGGGUGUUCUGGGGUGUGUGUCUUGUAUUGUUGGAUCAGUCGUAAUUGUUAUUCAUGCACCUCAGGAGCAUACUCCACAUUCUGUUCAAGAAAUAUGGAAUCUAGCAACUCAACCUGCGUUCCUGGUUUAUGUUGCGGCUACACUUUCUCUUGUGUUUGGUUUGAUUGUACACUUUGAGCCUCGCUGUGGACAAACAAACAUACUAAUCUACUUGGGAAUAUGUUCUUUAAUGGGCUCUCUUACGGUUGUAAGCAUAAAGGCCAUAGGAAUUGCUAUAAAGCUUACCCUCGAUGGGGUAAGCCAAUUAGCUUACCCCCAAACUUGGUUUUUUAUAACUGUUGCAGUAAUCUGUGUAAUUACACAGUUAAAUUACCUGAACAAGGCGUUAGAUACAUUCAACACAGCAAUUGUUUCUCCUGUUUAUUAUGUCAUGUUCACAACUCUGACGAUCAUUGCAAGUGCAAUAAUGUUCAAGGAUUGGGCUGGUCAGGAUGUGAGUAGCAUAGCCUCUGAGAUAUGUGGAUUUAUCACUGUGCUGUCGGGAACAAUCAUACUUCAUGCAACCAGAGAGCAGGAACCUGCUCCUACACAAGGAAAUGUACAUUGGUAUAUCUCUGGAGAUUCAAGGAACCUUGAAGAGGAGCAUUUAAUAACCUUACGCGAUUCGGACUAUCUGGAGCACUAGUAUUUUUUUUUCCUUUUCAGAUUGGAGUAUAGAUGAAAAUUCCUAGCAAGUAGCAAUGAAGCAACACUGCCAUUUGCACCAAGUAUUGUUUGCAGAGAGGGAGAGAGAGAGAGAGAGAGAGAGAGAGAGAGGAAGCUGCUUUCUUUUGUGAAUGAAUCCUGGAUUGACAGUGGAGAUUGCAACAACGUCUUCUAUGCAUCUCUCUCUUCACUGGCUUGGGAAUAGACCCUUCAAUUGAACCAACCCCAUCUAGAAGUGUGGUUCCAUUGUAGAGGCUUCAAGGGGGUUGUUGCGGCGGGUGCUUGCUUCCAAGUUCAUGAAAUUGUUUAUUGUGAUCUCAGCGUUGUCUUUUUUUGUCCAUGACAAGCUUAUUUUUGCUUGUACAUAUUUAUAGAAAUCUUUAUUAUUAUUUUUUCUUCUUCUUCUUCUUAUCCUUUGUAUAAGGGUAUCCGUCCAUACUCCAUAGCUUCCAUAAUUCUUUAGUUAGUUUGUUUGUUUCGUUUCCAUCUCCUUGUAUUAAUGUCCAUUUUUUUUGUCACUGUUGAGAGUUGACUAGGUAUCCUUGCGGUUGUAAAUUUCAUAUUUUGAAUUAUACACAUUCUUUUACUGCCUA
Molecule: messenger RNA, 1965 nt
Organism: Humulus lupulus (European hop)
Lineage: Eukaryota; Viridiplantae; Streptophyta; Magnoliopsida; Rosales; Cannabaceae
Product: probable magnesium transporter NIPA6
Exons: 9
Coding region: 351-1352 (333 amino acids)
Biological process (GO): magnesium ion transport
Cellular component (GO): membrane
Molecular function (GO): magnesium ion transmembrane transporter activity
Source: RefSeq, a predicted model, not a curated record